This is a messenger RNA of Alternaria metachromatica, 600 nucleotides long. RefSeq lists its product as uncharacterized. The coding region runs from base 1 to 600 and encodes 199 amino acids. The record is from RefSeq and is a predicted model, not a curated record. The transcript has 3 exons. Lineage: Eukaryota; Fungi; Ascomycota; Dothideomycetes; Pleosporales; Pleosporaceae.
AUGAAGCUCUCACUUGCCCUGAUCAGUACUCUGCUUACGAGCUCCCUCGCACUUUCGGUCAAACGACAAAACGAUGUACCCUCCUGCGUCAACGGCGAUGUUGCCGACAGCAACGGCGGUCCAUACGAGGGUGGUAUUCAGAACCUGACGCUCCGUUUCUUCAAGGAUGGCCACGACGACACGUGUAACUACUACGACUCCCGCGACGCCUUGACCUUCACUACGAGUAGUAUUCCCAUCGUCCCGCACUGUUUCAGUCUUGGAGACCUCUUUGGUGGAAACGCCACGCAGGGCUUUGUGAACCAGACAUGGAACCUCGGUUCUAACAGGUUUGGUGACGAACAAGCGGGUAUAUACUGGACGCUUCUCAACGCCGACAAGUACGACAGAUCAGCAAACUACUCUCGGGUCCUAUACCGCCACCAUGUAGUGCAGGCUUAUGACGACAUAUGGAAGGAGGGCCAUCUCUCAAAUAUGAUGGCUACCGUCUACGGAGGGGAGGACUGCUCUGAACUCGAUCCUAACGAUGACCAAAACUUGCUGAACUGGUUUGGCCUUUUGAACCCAGUGUCCAAACGCCAGCAGAAGAAGAACAAGUAG